Anthostomella pinea is the source of this 735-nucleotide messenger RNA. Lineage: Eukaryota; Fungi; Ascomycota; Sordariomycetes; Xylariales; Xylariaceae. The record is from the annotation of a GenBank genome assembly.
AUGGCAGCCUCAAACCCAGUUAUCAUCAUCAUCCACGGAGGCUGGCACCUCCCCCAGCACUACGCCAAGCUGAGCAACGGCCUCGAGGGCGCCGGCUUCGAGGUCCAUAUGCCACAGUUGCCUUCCAUGAACGGUGCCAUGCCACCAACGGCAGACUUGGCCAGCGACACGGAGUUCAUCAAGGCCUACGUGGAAAAACUUCUCGACGCCGGCAAGACCGUCAUCGCCAUCACGCACUCGUACGGCGGCCAGGGCCUCAAGGGCGCCGUCGCCCACCUGAUCUACAUGACCGCCUUUGCGCUCCCCGAGGGCAUGUCGAUGAUCGACCAAGUGGUGCACAUGGGGCACAAGGAGCUGAUACCGCUGGCGUUCGACUACCGCGAGAACGGCACUGUCGCGGACCGGGAUCCGAGGGGACGUCUCGUAGGGGCGUGGCACGACGACGCAGAAGCAGAUGCUUAUGUGGCUGCGCUGGGGAUCUGGGGAGCUAAGCCCAUGCAGCAGCCCGUGGAACGGUGUGCGUGGAGGGAGAUUCCGGUUACGUACAUCGAAACCAGUCAGGAUGGGGAGGUGCCGCUAGUGUACCAGGAGGAUAUGGUGGCGAGGAUGAGGGCUGAGGGGGUCGAGGUCAAGACGGCGACGCUGGAGACGGGGCAUUGUCCUAACUUCACGAUGCCCGGGGAGGUGGUCAAGGUUGUGGAGGGUGUUGCGAGUGCGAUAUCUGGCGCGGCAUGA